CCUCAUAGCAACCAGCAGCGAGCAACAAUGUCCGCCUUCCGCAGAGCGUUGGCCGUGCUGGCCAGCAGGCUGCACCCUCGGUCGCCGUCGAGCAGCGAGCUGGUCGGCUGGCCGACUGGCAGGACACGGAGGCGGGCCGCCGGGAUGUGUUUGGCGACCGGGGGAGCCAUAAUGGCAGCAUUUUACCUGUACAACGAUAAAUCAAAAUACAAACGCAGCGCCAACCGACUGAGUCGUUUGCUGCCUUCCGUUCCCGCCGUGGCAGCCAAAGAGAAGGCUCAUCCGUACGACUUUGACGAAGGCGAGGUCCACAUGUCGUCCCACGAGCAUCGCUUUCGCCUCUUCAGCUCGGUGGAGUUCGAGGGACAGCUGUACAUGACGCCGCACAACUUCAUCGAGUCGGUCACCAUGAGCGAGCCCAGGAAGCCUCAUGCUGGCUUUAAGAUCGCCUUCAACAUGUUUGACGCCGACGGCAACCAAAUGGUGGACAAGAGAGAGUUCCUAGUGCUCCAGGAGAUUUUUCGUAAGAAGAACGAGAAGAGAGGAAGGAAAGGAGAUGUUGACAAGUCAGCCCAGUUGAGUAUGCAGCUCUAUGGAUAUCAUGUCGCUCCUAUCAACAGCGUGUUAAAAAAAGACAGUGAGGAGUUUGUGGCGCGGAGUUACUGGGACAUCCUGCGGCGAUGCGCCAGUCAAGCGCUCUUUUCUGACCUGGCGGAGCGGACAGACGAGAACAUAAUGACAGACACCACCUUAUUGGUCCAUUUCUUCGGCAAGAAGGGGAAGGCGGAGCUUACUUUUGAUGACUUCUACAGGUUCAUGGACAACAUCCAGACCGAGAUGCUGGAGAUAGAGUUCCUCAACUACUCCAAGGGCAUGACCACCAUCAGCGAAGAGGACUUCGCCCGCAUCCUGCUGCGCUUCACCAACGUGGAGAACAUCAACGCCUACCUCGAGAACAUACACCACUGUAUCCCCGACGACAAGGGCAUCACCUUCGACGAGUUCAGGUCCUUCUUCCAGUUCCUCAACAACCUCGAGGACUUUGCCAUCGCCAUGCAGAUGUACAACUUUGCUGCACGCUCCAUUGGACAGGAUGAGUUUGCGCGGGCCGUGUUCGUGGCCACGGGGCUCAAGCUGACACGCCACCUGGUCAACACCAUCUUCAAGAUAUUCGACGUGGACCACGACGACCAGCUGUCCUACAAAGAGUUCAUCGGCAUCAUGAAGGACCGUCUGCACCGCGGGGGGGGCUAUAAGUCUGAGGAGCGCUUCACCUCCUUCAGGUCCUGCCUCAGGAAGGAGCUGGCCAGCAGAUAAGUACCACUCAAUAACCUGACGCCACAACCGCUGGGUUUAGUAGAAAAAUAAGAUGGCCCCACGCUUGAAGAUCAGACCUUCUUAUUACAUCACAGGUGGGCGUGUCCACCUAGAAGUGUGACGGAUAGAUGAGCAACGUUUGCUUCAGUCCACUGGGUAGGCUGGUAGACUGCCACGCUCA
Molecule: messenger RNA, 1498 nt
Organism: Gadus macrocephalus (Pacific cod)
Lineage: Eukaryota; Metazoa; Chordata; Actinopteri; Gadiformes; Gadidae
Gene: micu3a
Product: mitochondrial calcium uptake family, member 3a
Exons: 11
Coding region: 28-1317 (429 amino acids)
Biological process (GO): calcium import into the mitochondrion; mitochondrial calcium ion homeostasis
Cellular component (GO): uniplex complex
Molecular function (GO): calcium ion binding
Source: RefSeq, a predicted model, not a curated record